AUGGAGUGCAAUAAGGAUGACGCCGUACGAGCAAAAUCUAUAGCCGAGGCCAAGUUGGAGCUGAAGGACUACUCAGCCUCCAAAAAAUUCGCUCUCAAAGCCCAAACACUAUAUCCUGGUCUCGUCGGCAUUUCGCAAAUGAUAACGACCCUUGAUGUGUACAUUUCUGCCGAGAGGAAGAUAAACGGGCUCAUCGAUUGGUAUGGUGUGCUUGGUGUGGACCCCACAGCUGAUGACGAUACAAUCAAGAAAAAGUACCGGAAAUUGGCCCUCGUCUUGCACCCAGAUAAGAACCGCUCUGCCGGUGCAGAGGACGCAUUCAAGCUCGUUAACGAGGGAUGGACUUUGCUCUCUGAUAAGACCAAGAGGUUGGCCUAUAACUUCAUCACGAGUUUUACUACGCAGGCUCCUAUGCAUGCCGGUGGCCCAUCAGUGUCACAUGCUGGUGGCCGUGGGCCUUCCACAUAUUCGGCCCAUGCUGGUGGCCCGUGGUCACAAUAUGACAGCUGGUCUGCCCAAACUGGUAGUGCAUCAGCCCAAAACAGCUGUUCGCCUGAACCACCCAUGGAAAGCCCAUUUGCAAAAUUUCUGAACAGAAAACCUCCAGCUCCUAAGGCAUCGGCUCCAACACCGCCAAAAAAGAAGUCAAAUGCAAAGGCGGCACCUUCCAAGCCAUCCUCUUCUUCGACCAGUCCAAAAGUCGAGACCUUUUGGACCAUCUGCAGUGUCUGUAAAAUACAGUUUGAGUUUGACGUGAUUUACCGUAAUAAACUCCUCUUAUGCAUCGAUUGCAAGAAGCCAUUUUUGGCCACAGGGAUACCUCGUCCAGUCAGACGCUGCUCGAAGAACACUGGCAACAACAACAACACUCCACCAUCGGUUAAAUCUGAAGGGAACAACAAUGCCCCUACUCCACUCUCUGAUACUGAUAUGGGACAGAAUAACGCUUUCAACACUUCGAACUCGGAAACUGGCCCGAACAUUUCCGCGUCCCAGGCUGCCCCACCACCACCUCCCACAUCGGAUAGCGACAACAAGGAAACGAAAAUUGCUUCGGACGAUCAAAAAUGGGGACAACAAGAACUGAUGAACCCGUAUCAAACUCCGGACCAAAACGCCGACCUUGGGAAUCCGAGCGAAAUGCCCGCGCCUCAUCCCAAAACGCUCAAGCUACGAAAGGCAUACGGCCAGGGGCUUCUCGCGCAACUAGUCAAGAAGGCAAAAAGAAGAAGAAGAAGAAGAAGGAGUCCGACGGCUCCCAUUGCCCGAAAGAAAGCGAAAAUUGAGCGAAGCAACGACAAGGGACGACCGAGCAAAAGGACGAAAUUGGGAAACAACAGCAGCACGGACGAGAAAUACUCGGGGGAAACUAUGGACGUCCCGGACCCGGACUUCCACAACUUCGACCGGGACAGAACCGAGCUUUCGUUCACCGAAAACGAAGUGUGGACCACUUACGACAACGAGGACGGGAUGCCCCGUCUGUACGCGAUGGUCCACCGCGUGGUGUCGAGAACCCCUUUCGAGCUGAAGAUGAGCUGGCUUAACUCGAAGACGACCUCCGAGUUCGGGCCCCGACUCGACUGGGUCGGGUCCGGGUUUGCCAAGACGUGCGGGGAGUUUCGAGUCGGGAAGCACGAGGCGUGUAGGUUCGUGAAUGCAUUUUCUCAUAGGGUGAGGUGCUGGACGAGGGGCCCGCGUGGGGCGAUUGUGAUAUUUCCGAGAAAGGGGGAUGUGUGGGCUUUGUACAGGAACUGGUCGGUUGAGUGGGGCCCGGAGACUCCGGAGGAAGUGGUGCGCGAGUAUGACGUGGCGGUGGUGGUGGAGGUGGAGGUGGGGGAGAGUGGUGUGAGGGUGAGGAGGCUAGAGAAGGUGGGUGGGUAUAGGACGGUGUUUCGGGUGAGUGGGGAUGGAGAGAGGAGGAUAACGAGGGAGGAGAUGUUGAGGUUUUCGCAUCAGGUGCCACAUCAUCAGCUGGAGCUGGAAGGGUGUGUGGAGCUUGACCCAGCGGCUUUGCCCAUGGAGCUUCUGGAGAGGAUGCCGAAGGAUGGUGGUGAGGGGAUGAGCGAGUGUCGGACUUUGUGA
Messenger RNA from Striga asiatica, 2085 nucleotides. Lineage: Eukaryota; Viridiplantae; Streptophyta; Magnoliopsida; Lamiales; Orobanchaceae. The record is from the annotation of a GenBank genome assembly.